This is a messenger RNA of Neocloeon triangulifer, 1979 nucleotides long. RefSeq names its product signal transducing adapter molecule 1 (gene Stam). Gene Ontology annotation, biological process: protein transport to vacuole involved in ubiquitin-dependent protein catabolic process via the multivesicular body sorting pathway. The coding region runs from base 118 to 1545 and encodes 475 amino acids. The record is from RefSeq and is a predicted model, not a curated record. Gene Ontology annotation, cellular component: ESCRT-0 complex. The transcript is spliced from 7 exons. NCBI's taxonomy places the organism in Eukaryota, Metazoa, Arthropoda, Insecta, Ephemeroptera, Baetidae. Gene Ontology annotation, molecular function: ubiquitin binding; phosphatidylinositol binding.
CCAUUCCAAUUUCCAUUUUGCAUUUUGCUUUUGGCCUGUGAGUGACAACACAGACGAAUUCUGAGUCACUAUCGCAUGAUUCGUUGGAGCUGGGCCUAAGUUACGACAAAUUCGGUCAUGGGACUGUUUUCGACGGCGUCCUCCUUCGACACUGAUGUUGAAAAAGCCACCGACGAAAAAAACACUAGCGAAAAAUGGGCCGAGAUUAUGGACAUUUGCGACAAGGUGGUCACCACGCAGAACGGCGCAAAGGAUUGUCUGCGUUCUAUCAUGAAGAGGGUUGUGCACCCAGACCCCCAUGUCGCCCUGCAAGCCCUCACUUUGCUAGAUGCAUGUGUCAACAAUUGCGGCAAACCGUUUCACCUUGAGGUUUCGUCGAGAGAUUUUGAGUCUGAAGUGAGGCGUCUAGUGUCCAGAUCAAGCAGGACACCUCUGCAGGAGAAACUCAAGUCAAUGCUAAAGAAAUGGGCUGAGUCUUCCGAGUUCUCCAAAGACCCGCAGCUCAAUCUAAUUCCAUCACUUUACAAAAAAUUGAAGGAAGAGGGAGUGGACUUCACCCCUUCACACCAGCCAGUCGAACACAAGCUCUCAAAGGACCCAAAUGUGGUUCAAAGCAAGCAAGAAGAAGAUGAUAUUGCCAAAGCUAUUGAACUAUCCCUGAAAGAGGCUGGCAAGUCUUCGUCUAAGUCGAGCAGCUCUGGUGGUGCCAUCAGCAGCUCAUCCCUCUACCCAUCAAUGAGCAACUUUUCUUACAAACCGUCUUCACCUCCACCGCAGGAAACAAAAGUCAGAGCACUCUACGAUUUUGAGGCAGCUGAGGACAAUGAACUCAGUUUUAAAGCUGGUGAUAUAGUGUUUGUUACGGACAAUUCUGAUCCGAACUGGUGGAAGGGCCACUCUUCAAAGGGCGAAGGUCUAUUUCCUGCCAAUUUUGUCACCACCGAUUUAACGGAACCAAAGAGAAGUGUUCAGUUCAAUGAAGCAGUAGAGGUGAAAACCCUAACUUAUGAUGAAGAGGAAGAAGAGGACACUUCUGUUCCUGAAGUUGAUGAAACAAAAAUUGACAGGCUGCUAGCAAUUAUUCAUGAUAUCGACCCCACUGACGAGUCUGCUUCUGGUGUGGAUCCUGCCCUAGAAAAACAGGUCGGUGCCAUGGGACCUUUGAUAGACGAGGAGCUUGAGAAGAUUGAUCGGCGGCAUGCAAGUCUCACCCAGCUAGCCUCCGAGCUGACUGAUUCCCUUAAUAUGUACCACUCCCUCAUGAGAGAAAACAUAGUUAAACCUGUGCAACCUGAAUGGACACCGUACAUGCAGCCUCCGCAGUUGUACGGCCAGCAAUAUUCCCAGCAAAUGCCACCUGGCCCUCCCAUGUACCCUCCUCAAAAUGGUGCAGUGCCACCUCCUCAUGGGCCUCCAGAAGGCUACAACUGGCCGCCACCUCAAAUGGUAGCCCCUUAUGGACCUCCGCCAACAGAUUAUGGGGCUACUCAGUAUCCACAGGGGCCAGUCAUGCCCCAGAACGCACCCUCGUCGACAAUGAUGUGAUAAUUUUACAUAAGGAUUUAACAAGAAACUGGAUGAAAUGAAGAGGCAAAGAAUUAUGUUGCAGUUAUUCAAAUUCCAAAGACCGCUUUUAUAAAAACGUCUGGCAUUUCCGGUUCAUGUUUAUAAAAUUGGAACAUCAUCAGUGGUGAAAUAAGUUUUUCGAUCAAAUCAUUUUUUUUUUCCAAAAUUUUGAAACCCCAUUGCAACAUAAUUUAAAGUUUAGUGUGUUGACAGUGCAGCCCACCUAAGGGUACUGCAGACUUCUCAAAAGUUUUGGUCAGGAUGCUACUAGCCAUUGUUUGCUUAGUUAGCGUUAAAAUCUCUGGUUUCCACAAUUAUAAAGUUAUUUCAGUUUUCAUAAUUAUGAAUUGCAUACAAUAGCAUUCUUCAAUACAUUCUAUUAUAGUAUUGUAAUAAGCGAGCAUGGAAAUUAU